Dentiscutata erythropus is the source of this 2001-nucleotide messenger RNA. The record is from the annotation of a GenBank genome assembly. NCBI's taxonomy places the organism in Eukaryota, Fungi, Glomeromycota, Glomeromycetes, Diversisporales, Gigasporaceae.
AUGCACGAUAUACAAACCCCUGAUAUAGCGUCCGUCGAAAGAACUUUCCAAGGACUUGAACUUAAAGCGGAACAGCGCGAUAACGGUAUAUUCGCUGCUAUAGUUAAGGCCCUACUAUCAAACAGCAAUCAAUGGAUGAGAGCUCCAGACAUUGUCGAUCGCAUUCGAGAAUGGAAACUUACUACCAAUGACGGUCAACUUAGCGGGAAAACUCCUACAUCCACUAUUCAAGGCACUAUCUCUACAGCGUUGAAACUUGCGAAGUCAAGAGGUUGUGAAGAACCGAUUGAAAAACAUCAAAUUAAGAAUUUAACAUACUACCGACUUUCCUUGCAUUUAUUUACGGAUUCACGAAUUCGAGACUCGAUGAACACUAUACCUCCAACCCCUCCUCCUGAUCCUCCUCGUUUAGCAAAAGAUAAGAAACGAUCUCCCACGAAACCAACUCGUUCUACAGCAUCAAGUCGGGGUACGACGAAAAGAACCACCAUUGAUUCCGAUGUUAAUAUUAUAACAACGAAAAAAAUAAAGAUUAGCCACAAUACGUCUCCUCCUAUAAAUUUGACGGAUAAUGAACAUAAUGAACAUGAUUCUCAAUUUUUAAUAGAGCCAAGUGUUAAAAAAAAGAGUACAAAAUACCAACCUUCUGAAGAUUACGGCACUCCGGAAAGCGUAAUAGAAGAACCAAUGACUAAUGAGAUCGAUAUCAUCGAUUCAUCCACCACCACCACAACUACCUCCUCUUCUUCUUCCUCCUCCUCCUCCUCACCACCAUCACCACCGUCAUCACUCAUGAUAACAAAGGGACCUAUAGACUUCGAUAUAAAUACCAUUAAUGGACCAAAAUCGUUUGCAAUUAUUCAAGAAACAGGUUACUCUUAUUCUCGACUUAGUCGACUUAGACGCAGUGAAAAUAGAUAUCCAAAAUCAAAAUGCGAAGAUGCAUUUUGCGUAAAAGAUCUAAGGCGAACGGAUGGUUCCUUCAUGGCCCGAUUAUUUUGCUUGGCGGAUGGGCACGGAGGUUCUGGAUGCUCGGAAUUUUUAAUUUCAAGAGUGCCAAAUCGUAUCCAAGAACUGCUACAGGAUCAUCCAGCAAAUUUUGACAACAAAGAUGAUCAACAAUGGUUUAGAGAACAAAUGGAACAUCUCGUUAGGAAAUUGGACGACGAAUACAUUGAGGCUAAACGUGUAGAAUUUCGUCGCUGGAAAUCUCGAAGAGAAAAACAAAGCGAUUCUAAUUCAAUACCAUUCGUAGAUGGAAGAUCUACUUUUAUUCUAAAUGAUACUGAUUCAAUGCCACCCGUAGAUGACGGAUCAACUGUCAUUAUUAAUAUAUUUAUUAAUGAUUGGUUAAUCAAUGUUAAUGUUGGUGAUUCACGAACCUUUCUUGCAUGCCGAGGAAAAAACAAUAAAUGGUCAGUAGAAUUUGCAAGCGAAGAUCAUAAACCUUACCUUGAACGUCUUGCCUUGAAAAUAUAUUCAAAUGGUGGCAUAUUUGUUGAUAGUAAUGAUGAUCCAAUUAAGUUUGAUCCUACUCCUAGACAACGUCGCACUCGACCAAGUUUAAAGAACGCACGUAUUAGACUUCAAGGCCAAGAUAGUGAAAAUGAAGAUGGUGUUCCCUACAUAAAUGAAACCGGAAAAUAUUGGUCGAUUAAUGUAGCUGCAACCUGCGGUGAUUUACUCUUCAAAUUAAAUCGAUCUAGACGAGUGAUUGAUUGUAUUCCGGACGUUACUUUUAGAAAAUUGGGUAAAUUUGCCGAAUGUGGUGGAGAUAGAUUCUUAUUGAUAAGCAGUGAUGGGCUUUUUGACCAUUUAAAAGAGUCAAGAAUAGAUGAACAGAACAAUGAAGUCGCUAAAUUUAUUGGUGGCUUAUUGGACAAUGGAGAAUCUGUCAUGAACGUUGUUAAAAAAAUAGGUAGUCGGGAGAAAUAUACUACGUUAUUUAAGGAUUUUAGUCAAGUAUAUGACGACAUUACUUGCAUUUUAAUUUCUUUGUAA